Oryzias latipes (Japanese medaka) is the source of this 3373-nucleotide messenger RNA. It is a transcript of the gene cds1, whose product is annotated as CDP-diacylglycerol synthase (phosphatidate cytidylyltransferase) 1. Gene Ontology annotation, cellular component: endoplasmic reticulum membrane. The record is from RefSeq and is a predicted model, not a curated record. Lineage: Eukaryota; Metazoa; Chordata; Actinopteri; Beloniformes; Adrianichthyidae. Gene Ontology annotation, molecular function: phosphatidate cytidylyltransferase activity.
GCGGGCGUCUUGAGGCGGUGGGAGGGAGCGGGACUGCAGGGAUAAACAAACGCGCACAGAAGCCGACGGUGUCCCGCGGAGCUGCGGACGGACUGUAUCGGAACCGGGUGACUUUGACCGUUUUGUCCGCUUCCAAUGCACCGAUCUCGCCUCUCAAACCAAGUUUAAAGCCGGAAUUAAGCCUCAAACGACCUGCUCCGCCCCCCUUGCCGCUCCCGCUGAGUCGGCUUAUGUGACACUCUCUCUACCGUCCCGGCGGAGAACCGAACGGAUCAUGACGGAGCUGAGGAGGCGAGGCGGCGGAGACCCCGACAGCACCGACAACAUCAGCGACAGGGAGGCAGGUGGCGAUGACAGGCCGGACCUUCCGGGCGACGCAGAGGGAGAAGGUGAUGUUGACUCCAAAGCAGACACUCCAGACGUUCCUCUGUCCACCGCAGACACGGACAACACCCCUGAGUGUCUGAACAAAGCCCUGGAGGGCCUGCCCCCCAGAUGGAAGAACUACUGGAUACGAGGAGUGUUGUCUUUAGCCAUGAUUUCAGGCUUUUUCCUCAUCAUCUACAUGGGACCCAUCGCCCUCAUCUUUGUGGUCAUGUGCGUGCAAAUCAAGUGCUUCCAGGAAAUCAUCACCAUCGGCUACAGAGUUUACCAUUCCUAUCAUCUGCCCUGGUUCAGGACGCUCAGCUGGUAUUUCCUGGUCUGCGUCAACUACUUCUUCUACGGGGAAACGGUGGCAGAUUACUUUGGCGCUCUGGUGCAGAGGGAGGAGCCUCUGAAGUUCCUGGCUCGCUAUCACCGCUUCAUUUCCUUCGCCUUGUACCUGGCAGGUUUCUGCAUGUUUGUGCUGAGUUUAGUGAAGAAGCAUUACCGCCUGCAGUUUUACAUGUUUGCUUGGACCCAUGUGACCCUGUUGAUUGUUGUAACUCAGUCCCACCUUGUCAUUCAGAACCUGUUUGAAGGGAUGAUCUGGUUCAUCGUUCCCAUCUCCAUCGUCAUCUGCAACGACAUCAUGGCCUACUUGUUUGGAUUCUUCUUUGGGAGAACUCCACUCAUCAAGCUUUCUCCAAAGAAGACGUGGGAAGGUUUCAUCGGGGGAUACUUCGGCACGGUGGUCUUUGGCUUCAUUCUGGCCUUCCUGCUGUCCCAGUUCCAGCACUUUGUGUGUCCCGUGGAGUUCAACAGUGAGACCAACAGCUUUGCAGUGGAGUGCGAGCCCUCAGACAUCUUCGUGGUGCAGGAGUACACGCUUCCUGCCGUGCUGCAGAACACGCUCCGAUGGAAAACGGUGAACCUGUAUCCGUUCCAGAUCCACAGCAUCUUCCUGUCCUCCUUCGCGUCUCUCAUCGGGCCGUUUGGAGGCUUCUUUGCCAGCGGCUUUAAGCGAGCUUUCAAAAUUAAGGACUUCGCCAACACCAUCCCGGGACACGGGGGCAUCAUGGACCGCUUCGACUGCCAGUACCUGAUGGCCACCUUUGUUCACGUCUACAUAACCAGCUUCAUCAGAGGUCCAAACCCCAGCAAGGUUCUGCAGCAGCUGCUGAAGCUGCAGCCCGAGCAGCAGCUCAACAUCUUCCACUCGCUGCACGCCCACCUGCGGGACCGGGGCAUGCUGGCCCCCGAGGCCUGAGGGGAGCCCCCGCAGGGACGAGGAGCGGAGGAGGAAGGCGCCCGCUGGUCCCGACGGUCCGUGCACACUCGCCGCGUCCUCCGCCCGCCUCCAGUCGGCUCCUCCAUCCCCCUUCGUCAGGCUCCUCCCACUCUGCUGCUCCCGCCCUCUGAGAGGAAGAUCAGACGUGGGAUCAAACGCUCUUCAUCCCAAAAACAGAUCCGGGCAUCGAACUCCGAGGCCGGUGUCUCGUGCGCUCACGUGCACACGCCUGCUCUGAGACGACCAAAGGAGCUUUGCCAGCAUGAGCGGGGCUGCGGCAGACCUGCUGCUCCCUCUGUAACCGCGCCGGGUUCUGCAGAACCUGCAGCAUGCACCGCUCCUCCUCAGCACCAUCUUGCUUUUAGGUGUCAGAUUCCUGCAGGCAUGGCGCUGCAGACCGUAGAGCAUCACCAUCAAGUCAUUUGCUGUACAUACAUUUACCGGAGAUGUUUAGCUGACGUAGACGAGCGCGGAGCGGAAACCAACGGCACAUAAGCUACCAGAAAAAAUAUAUGCAGAAAGACGCGGGAGUCUUUUGUAGCCUUUAGCAUGAACAAAGUAGAUUUUUAACAGAUAGAUGUAUAUUUGAUCAGAGCUUACUUAAACUUUAUCAGAGACUACGGUGCUGAGAUCAGGGUUCUUCUGGGACGUGGGAUCAAAGGGUUUCUGAAGCACAGCUCUGCGUCCUUUAGCAGAAAGACUCAGAAGGUGGAGUCAGGCGGUCUGUGACGCCCUCGCCAGAGCUCGGGAAGGCGGAGCUCCCCUCCCUCCCUCCGCCCCUCUGUUUGUGCGGCAGCUGAGCGCCUCACCGCCACAGACAGUCUGACACCCGGACGAUGGUCAGAGGGACGCUCCAGCACAGAAGAUGCCAAGUCAAGGCCACCAAACCGCCAUGAAUCCCUGAAACCAAGUGACCAUCGCAGGUGAUGUCACACCUGACAGAGGAUGGAAGUCCUGCUGUGGGCGGAGCCUAGACCUGGGCUGUUAGGGGGAAGGGAGGUUGUGUUUCACUCACCUGAGCGGUUGGAAUGUCAUCUGUAAUCUGAGAUGAUGUCGGUGAGGGCAGCAUUCGAUUGUUGACGUGUGUGUGUGAGUGCGCAUGUGUGUGUGUGUGCAGUAACUCCUCCACUGUAAUUAAUCUGUUAGUGAGAAAAGUGGGAGGGGCUUUUGAGCAAUACUUGAGUCCUAGGCGGCGUCGGUUCCUGAGAAAAUGAUGGAAGUUUACCAAAGAGCUGUCGGAUCAACCGCGACCCCCACCCCUCCACAGGCAGGGGGAGGGCCGCUCCUGUGCGCGUCCGUCUGGGCGUGAAACCGCUGACGUCGUCCUCACAGGAGUGAUGUGCAGAUUUUUAUUUCGUUUUAGACUCGAUGAUUAUUUAUUUAGUUGGUUUUCUUUUACCAAACCAAACCAGCUGGUACCUGGACCAGAACCACCCCGUCCAAAGGAGGACUGGGGACGUCUCUGUGUGCUGACCCGGUGUGGUUCUGGUCCAGAGCUCCUGCUGUGCGCUUUCGGCGGCGUCUUCCAGUGGAACUCGCCUGCAGCUGCGCAGACUGUGAAGGAAAAGCAGCUGACUCGGCACAAAGUCCUUCUGCCGCUGCUGAAACUUCUCACUGAAGCUUUUGCCGCUCAGAGGUUUGAACAGAGACGCAGCACUGAGUUCUGAUCAUGUCAGGAAUGUGAUGAAGGAGUUGAUGAUGAAUAAAAGUGUUUCCUUUUAA